This is a messenger RNA of Phragmites australis (common reed), 624 nucleotides long. RefSeq lists its product as uncharacterized. The record is from RefSeq and is a predicted model, not a curated record. The coding region runs from base 1 to 624 and encodes 207 amino acids. NCBI's taxonomy places the organism in Eukaryota, Viridiplantae, Streptophyta, Magnoliopsida, Poales, Poaceae. The transcript has 2 exons.
AUGCCCGUCGUCGGCGGUGGGCCGACUUGGGCACUCGCUGUAGACCCGCUCAAGUGCCGACCUUGGUCUCCGGGUUCUAGAACCGCAGAUGCCGCCUCCGUCGUGGACCCCACGCUGGACGAUUGGCCGCCCCGGCCUCCCUCCUUCGCGUCGCCCGCCAGCGGCCGCUGCCGCGAAGGCGACGGCGACGAUGAGGACGUCGGCGUAGGAACGAAAGUCCGGGGGUGCUUCCCUUUGUCCCCCGGCGCUGUCGCUGCCCCACUGCCGGCGGCGCCUCCUCCACCGGCCUGGCGACUGCUGCUUGUGGCCGCCACACGACCGGCCUGUGGCCUGCCGCCCGCAGGGCCCACGGUGCUGGUCUGCGGCCUGCUGCCCGCGGCGCGAGCGCCACUGUCCUGCGGCCUGCUACCCGUGGCCCUCGCACCACCGGUCUGCGCCGAGCCGCCCGCGGCCCCCUUGCCGCUCGUCUGCGUCCUGCUGCUGGCGGUGCUCCCACCGGAGGCACUCGGAGCGCGGUGCCAGAUUUGGCAAAUUGAUUUUGUGAUGUUGAAAGGAACUACAAAUCAAAUUGUGAGAGCUGACACAGUCUCUGGUUAUCCACUCGAUCCUCCGUACGAGCAAUGA